Molecule: messenger RNA, 2317 nt
Organism: Musa acuminata subsp. malaccensis (wild Malaysian banana)
Lineage: Eukaryota; Viridiplantae; Streptophyta; Magnoliopsida; Zingiberales; Musaceae
Product: zinc finger CCCH domain-containing protein 18
Molecular function (GO): RNA binding; metal ion binding
Source: RefSeq, a predicted model, not a curated record
GCGAGGAUUUAUUGUACAGCUCUCUGUCUCCCUAUCUGCUCCUCCUCAUUAAUGCUCUCUUGCCUUGCAGCGGGAUCGCAAGGACCGGUGGUGGUGGCUUCGCAUGCAAUAAAGCGAGCUUGUUUUGUUUGAUGGAACAUUUUGGGUGGUGGGUUUAGUAGAUUGGUGUUGUGGUUUUGUUUAAGUUGGUGUGAUCAAACUGAUUUCGUCGUCAUAUCUUCGGAAAAAAGAAUUCCACAGAUGGAGGUGGCCGACUUCACUAAGAUCGUGAUCCACAGAAUCCAAAAGCUUGAACCCGAGAAUGCUAUGAAGCUCAUUGGCUACCUUCUCUUGAAGUACACAGAUCAAGAAAUCAUGGAAUUUGCUUUUGGGCCUGACCAUCAGAUCCUUUCUCUGAUAAGUGAAGCCAAAGCAUAUCUUAAUUUGUCUCACAAGUCUAGCAUUUCUAGUCCUAUGCAGUCCCUCCUUGAUCAGCAGCUCCACCAUAUGUCAUCUUCUUCCCCGACCAUUCCACUUCCUUUCCCUUCGCCGUCCAACUUUCGCGGCCCUGCUCCACCGCUGGACCCUCAUCUACCAUCUGAUCAGAUGCCAAUUUCUCAUAAUUUAGGACUCCCACCUUCUUCAUAUGCUGAUCUGAUCGGAGGGCUUUAUGACCAAGCUGAACUCCUGAGCUUGAAGAGCCAGUUGCAUCAUUUCCAUAACAGCUACUUCCCCGAGGCUACGUUGGCUAGAGAUUUGGGUUCGAGGACCAACAUGAGGUUGCGCCCUGGGUGGUUGGAAUCUCUGCCCAGAGCUUGCCAUUACUAUUACAAGGGCUACUGUAAGAAUGGCUUCAACUGUCGGUUCUUCCAUGGUCAGGCCAUCCCCGAUGGUUUCUCUGCUAUACAUAAUCCAAAUAUGAAUGAGUCUGGUAAUGAUGAUCAUGUUUUUGCACCCGAGUCUCUUCGAAAGUUAGAAUUUGAGAUCGCAGAGCUCUUGAAAUCAAAGCAAGGGAUGCCUGUUUCUAUAGCCUCUUUGCCGACCAUGUAUCUUGAGAAGUAUGGUAAAAUGCUUCAGGCUGAUGGAUACCUAACAGAGAGCCAGCGUCACGGGAAGGGUGGCCUCAGCUUGACAAGGUUGCUCAGCCGAUUGAAUAACAGUAUUCGGAUUAUUGACAGACCGCAUGGGCAGCAUUCGGUUGUCCUUGCAGAAGAUGCUCCCAAGUAUAUGGAGUACUGGAGUGAGAGAAAUGAUCACGGAGCAGUAAUCGCUAGCUCCCAUCAGAUAUAUCUUACUUUCCCAGCUGAAAGCACAUUUACCGAGGAAGAUGUUUUUAAUUAUUUCAAUCAGUACGGUCCUGUGCAUGAUGUGAGGAUUCCACGGCAAGAGAAGCGUAUGUUUGGGUUCGUGAGUUUCCUCUAUCCAGAGACUGUGAAAAUAAUUUUGGCAAAAGGACAUCCCCAUUAUAUCUGUGGUGCACGGGUUCUGGUUAAGCCAUAUAAGGAAAAAUCAAAAUUCGCAGACAAAAAGUAUGCCGAGAAAAUGGGACCUCCUGUUUAUUUCCCUUCCCAAUGUUCUGCAACGGACCAGAACCCUGAUACAAUGCUCGGUAUAUCUGAAAGUGAUGGAUGUUUUCAAAGGCAGCUGUCUGGAGAUUAUGACCUUGCUAUUGAACUUGAAAGAAGACGCCUGUUUGAUCUGCAGCUCACCGCCAAGCAACCGAAACCACAAUCAUAUUUCAACUAUGGAAUGGAAGAAUUAAAAGUUCUCGAUGUUGCAGAUGAUCUCGACCAUCAUUCGACCAUUCCAAAGAGUGGCUUCGCGACUGACCACGUAGCGAGGCAGACAUGUGACAAUUACAACAACAGAAAUAGUGACCACAUAGAACUUCCAGAUAGUCCAUUUGCUUCUCAUCUUGGAAGCGGCGUUUCCUCAAUCAUAUAGAGACUGACAACGACGAUACGUAAAUUUAGAUCACACGCCCAGAGCUGCUUUUACAUCUUUUUUUAUCUUCUCAAGCAUCGUCAUCCGGAGGAAGCUCUUUACCGAUCAGCAUCAAAGGCAGAAGCUUCCACCAGAGGAAGAUAACACAUGUGAUAGAAAGAAAAGCUACAUUAAAUAGGAAUCAAAUCAUCAAAAGACAAGCAUAUAUGAUGUGAUGCUCAGUAAUAGAUAACUGUAAGACGCUUAGUUAGUGCUCAUACAAUGUUGUUGACAUUUUACAUACUAAAAUAGUUUGACCAAAAGUAUGCUUUCUCUACAUACAAAAGUCAAGUUGGAUGGUCAUUUGAUCUGUAGAUACAAAGUUCUUUUUAGUUCCCAAGUUCUCAUUUGCGAU